AUGGCCCAAGCUUUACAAAAAGGUGACAAUGAAAUUUUCUCACAAACUGGCGGUUUAGUUUACAUCGCUGUAGAAGAUAGUGAGAAGAUGGAAUUAUCUGUCAAAUUCCAGAAAUUCCUCAAAUCUCCGAGAUAUAUUGAAGAAAUGCCGGAAAUUUUCGACCAAACUAAAAAUUUCCAAGUUCCAUGGGCAGAAAUCGAGACAAAUAACUUGAUUCUGACUCUUCCAAAACAAAAAUACGAUAAAAUACAAGAUUUUCCGAAAUUUUGUAAUUUUAUUAACUCAGUUUGCACGAAAAUCUCCGAUUUCAUGCAUUAUACUAUCAGAAGACAGUUCAGAGUUGUUUUUGAUGUCCAAACACCAGGAGGAAAACCAAUUCCAGUCUAUCCAAUUUUCCUUUUGAUGGAAGACCUCGAUGACAUCAUUUUCAACUAUGAAAAGCCAACAUACGCGAUCUUUAACUUGUUUUACUCUCUUGCAUUUGUUUGCAUCAGAGAUAACCAGUUCACGAAGUCAACAGAAGUUGCUUUGUCCCAAUUAGUUGCUUCUCAACUGUUUUCUGAGUUUUAUAAUUUCGAUGUUUCAGAACACAGAGAUUACAUUGUUUCUCCUCUGUUUGACAUUCUUUGGAAGGUGCACAAACAGAUAAGUGACGCUGUAAUUCCAACAAUAUUCAAGAAUACAAAUGAAGAAAUUCCUGAAGAGAAAUUUGAUGAUGAAUCAAAGUGGGUUGAAUUUGUUUUGCAACUCUGCCAUUUGAGUAAGUUUAAUAUGGCAAAGGUACUUGAGAGAAUACAUAGAUUCCCUCUUAACAUUGCUACUGAAUUAGAGCUUUAUCCUGUUAGCGAUAUAUUUAACUAA
Messenger RNA from Trichomonas vaginalis G3, 861 nucleotides. Its product is annotated as peptidase M60-like family. The coding region runs from base 1 to 861 and encodes 286 amino acids. Lineage: Eukaryota; Parabasalia; Trichomonadida; Trichomonadidae. The record is from RefSeq and is a predicted model, not a curated record. The transcript has a single exon.